This is a messenger RNA of Saccostrea cuccullata (small rock oyster), 1671 nucleotides long. Its product is annotated as cysteine-rich venom protein latisemin-like. The coding region runs from base 521 to 1501 and encodes 326 amino acids. The transcript has 11 exons. The record is from RefSeq and is a predicted model, not a curated record. NCBI's taxonomy places the organism in Eukaryota, Metazoa, Mollusca, Bivalvia, Ostreida, Ostreidae.
UCUGAAUAGCAUUUCACUUUAUACAGCGACGAAUUAUAUUCAAUAAUAAUUUUGAUUGAUUUGACAUGACUAAAGGCAUAGUAAUGACACAACAAUGACUUAUUUACAAAUAAAUACAUCAUGCUUAACGAUGAAGAUACACUAUAAUGAUUAAAAACCAAAUACUUUUCAAUGCCGCCUUUGUAUUACCAUUACCUCUUAAGAAAUGUACAUUUCUUUAAUUUAGGAGCGCAUCAUUAACAAUUCAAAAACGUAAUACAGUGAAAAAGAAUCCAGAGCAUUUUUUUGUUUUUCUAAUGACCUUCACUAAGAUAAAUGGGUAUAAAUCGUUUAUAAGUUAAUCAAACAAAGACAUUAAAUACUAUGAAUUUACCUUUUAACUCAUUAUAUUGGAGAUUAUAAGAAGCGAAACGCUGAUUUUUAGUUUCUGUUAGGAAAGAAGAAAACCUCUUGGAAAAAAGUUGUAAUUUUUUUAGUAUUGUUACCCAAACUGAUUUUCUCCAGCCCUCAGACUUUCAGAAUGGGACUACAAACAUGCGUGGUGCUACUCGUGUACUUAGGUCUUCUAUUAUUUGCGAGUGCUGAUGAGCGACUUAAUAGCUGGGCUAAUUGUGCAAAGAAGUAUCAGGUUAUUCCUAACCAUUCUGCCUGUCUACAGAGGUCUCCAAUGGCUACACAGUCAGGUGUAUCAGAGGAAAACAAGAGAAAGAUUGUCGAUAAACAUAAUGAAUUCAGAGCGGCAGUACAACCAGAAGCAGUCGUCAUGGCUAAAUUGUACUGGGACGAUGAGCUAGCUAUGGUCGCCCAGAGAUAUGCUGACACCUGUAAGGGACUGGUACACGAUGGUAAAAGACAAAGGAGUAUUCCUGGUCGUUUUUCCGUUGGACAAAAUAUUGGAAGUACUUCAGAAGCCACGGACUGGGAGGAAAUAGUGAGACUGUGGCAUGAUGAGGGAGAAGACUUUACAUUGGGAGGGAGGAAUGAUCCGACGCAAGUCGGUCGAUACGUACAGCUUGUGUCGGCGACCUCGACAAGGAUAGGGUGCGGUUUUACCAUUUGUGGUUCAACGAGAAGCUAUAUUUGUAAUUACGGACCGGGCGGAAUCCAGGACAUAAGCAAUCCCUAUGAAUCUGGCACUGCCUGCAGUGAUUGUCAAGGAAGCUGCAGGAAUAAGCUGUGUGACUGUCAAGGAAAGGUGUGUCAAAAUGGCGGCACGAUGGACUUUAACAGCUGUACCUGUACCUGCAGACCUCCGCGUACAACCUACAUCGGUCCUAACUGUCAAUUAAACUGUACCGGCCAAAGAGACCCACCGCUGUGUGGCAGACAAUUUACCCGCCAGUCCUGUGACACGUACUCUAACGUACCCCAAGACUGCCCCACGAUGUGCCAAGUCUGUCCCUAUGCAGGUAUUGGAUAUGACAACAGCGGAAAGUGGUUGCAGCCGUGUAUACAGCUAUUGUUCCUGUCUAUUGCUCUUUUUAUAUACUUUACUCUGUGACCUAGUUUUUGCGACGCUUUAAUUUCUCCUUUUGAGAAACCUGCAUGAACGUGCAAUUUAGUUUUAGAUUCUUGUUACAUUUACAGAACCAAAAAAAUAUAUUAUUUAAAAUGCCACAUAAAAAUUCUAAACAUAUAUAUCUCAAUUUUCCAAAAGAUGUAACUGUUAUU